ACGACCAUUCAGAAAAAAAGAAAAUAAAGCAACGCACGAGCCCGCUGGGCCAGGACCGUGGGGCUGGGCUGAGUGAAGGUGGCUACGAGCCCUCAUGCUGGGAUGGCAGAAGAUGAACCUGAUUCUAGGAGCCCAAAGGCUGGGGGGAGGGCUCCCCGAGCCCCCCCAGGUAAUGCGGAGGCUGGUGAGCCCACCACCCUUCUUCAGAGGCUCCGAGGUACCAUUUCCAAGGCCGUGCAGAACAAAGUGGAGGGGAUUCUGCAAGAUGUACAGAAAUUCUCAGACAACGACAAGCUGUAUCUCUACCUUCAGCUCCCCUCAGGGCCCAGCACUGGAGACAAAAGCUCAGAGCCCAGCACACUCAGCAACGAGGAGUACAUGUAUGCCUAUAAGUGGAUCCGCAACCACCUGGAAGAGCACACGGACACCUGUCUGCCAAAGCAAAGUGUUUACGAUGCCUAUCGGAAGUACUGUGAGAGCCUCGCCUGUUGCCGCCCACUCAGCACAGCCAACUUUGGCAAAAUCAUCAGAGAGAUUUUCCCUGACAUCAAGGCCCGGAGGCUGGGUGGCCGGGGCCAGUCCAAAUAUUGCUACAGUGGCAUACGAAGAAAGACCUUGGUAACUAUGCCACCCCUGCCUGGACUUGACCUGAAGGGCUCUGAGAGCCCAGAAAUGGGCCCAGAAGUGACCCAGGCACCUCGGGAUGAACUGGUGGAGGCAGCCUGCGCCCUGACCUGUGACUGGGCCGAGCGCAUCCUGAAACGGUCCUUCAGUUCCAUCGUAGAGGUCGCCCGCUUCCUGCUCCAGCAGCACCUCAUCUCUGCCAGAUCCGCCCACGCUCACGUGCUCCAGGCCACGGGGCUUGCUGAAGAGGAUGAACAUGGCCCUCGAGAACGGUUAUCGAAAUCCAAGAAUGGUGUCGAGAACUUGGAGGGUGGAGCCUCAAAGAAACCAGAGAGACCAGCCCAGCCUUCCAAGGAACUGGAAGCCCGGGCUGGGCCUGGCCCCCCUGCGCGUGGAGAACGGAAGAAGAGUGUAGUCGAGAGCCCGGCCCCAGCAGCCAGUGACCCACAGGUUAAGGCCCUGGUGGCUCGACUCCCUCUGCUCCUGCCCCGGACCUCUUGCUCACAUAUCCAGCCAAUUCGAGUCUCUCCACCUAUUCUGGCCCCCAAGCUCUCUCAAGGCCCCUUAAAAGUGGCUACAUUGCCUCUGCCCAGCAGGGCUGGGGUUCCUCAGGCGGCAGUGCCCAUCAUUAACAUGAUCUUACCAGCCGUUCCUCCUUUGCCUGGGACUGGGCGAGCUCCACCUGUGGGUCUCCCUCAGCCCCGAAGCAUGGAGAACAGGGAGGUAGGCAUAGCAAGCGACCCGGGACCCCAUGACAAGGGCGUCAAGAGGACAGCUGAAGUACCUGUGAGUGAGGCCAGGGGGCAGAGCCUGCCAACAAAAGCAGCGAAGCAGGAUGGAGAGGAUGCAGGAGCUGAUGCCAAAAGAAAGCGGGGGCGCCCUCGAAAAAAAUCAGGUGGAAGUGGGGAAAGGAAUUCUACCCCCGAGAAGUCAGCAGCUGCCCCGGACUCCGCCCCGUCAAGGUUACCACUGGAGACAUGGCACUCUGGAGGGGCAAGCAACUCCUCGGGAGGGUCAGAGGGGACAGGGCUAAUGGGUGAGGCCGAGAGGGGGACAGUGCUUGCCCAGGGUCAGGAAGAUGGUGCUAUUCCCAAAGGGGUACGGGGCUUUAGUUCUCGACAUGCCAAAGAAGCAGGGGGGAAAAUUAUUGUCACCCCCAAAGUGAGUGUCAUCAAGGGCAGUAGAAGCCAAAAGGAGGCCCUUCCGUUGGGAAAGGGAGAAGCAGAGAGUGCCACACAGGGUAAUGAAGGCUUAAAGGGGCAUGUGCUUCAAAGUCCCUUACCCCAUGACCGGAAGGACCCCAAAGCAACCCCCCCGUGAAAGGUGGGGAAGAGGAUUGACGUGUGUAGACAUAUGUCAACUCUGCCUGCUUAGCAGAAGCCCUUUUGCACUUGCUUCUCACUUGGCUAACCUUUCCUUAAGGGAGCCCAUUCUCUGUACAGCUGCUGAGUCACCUCGUCUUGCCUAGCGCCUAGUCCCGCCCCGGACCCGCCAGCUUGAUACCUUUGCCUUCAGCGUCACUAACAAAGCUCUAGUGACCUCCUUACCUGGAUCCCUGUGCUAACCUGUGGGAAGAUAGGGAUAGUUAGGGUAAGUCUGAUGAAUGUAAAGCUUAGGAAUCUUGGUUUUAAAUCCUAAAAAGAUUAACUCAAACUGGCUUAAAAAUCAAAAGGCUUUAUUGUCACAGAUACCUGUAAACUUCAGAGGUUAGGGUUGGCUCCAGGUGAAGCUUGAUCCAGGAGCUCAAUAUAUCUCAAAGUACCUAAUUUAUUUUAUUCUUUAUGCUCCACUUUCUGUAGGAUCAUUUUAAGGCUGGCCACCUCGUGACUGCCAGCACUUCUAGGGUUACAUGAGCCCUCAUUAAGUGGGGGCUCUUUGUGACAGGGCUCCCAGCAAAAGCCCUUCAGAUCCACUCUGCUCAGGCCAGCCUGGGACACACAUCCAUCCCUAACCAAUCACGGUGGCCUGAGGAUGAUAUAUGCUCAUUUGCUUACUCUACACCAUGGACUGCACUGUACUUUCUUUACAAUGGCCAAGCUCUUCGGUCACCCAGGCCUAAAUGAAGACUGUAAGGGGGAGUUGCAGAGGAUGCUGCUAAGACAGACAAGUGAUCAGCGAGACCUACUUGCUUUAUCCAUCUUAGUCUUGUGUCUCCCUUACUAAGGUUGGCGGGCGACCUCUUUCCUCUUGAUCGGGUCUCAGAAGGAACAAGAAGGGGGUCACUCUCUUUUAGGGACUCUCGGUAGGCUCUGUGUAAGGAAUGACAAUCCCUUGCUUCCAUCUCCAUUCUCAGAGGUGGAGCGGCUUCCCUUUCCUGUUUCUGAACUUUCAUUUUCCCCUACACGCCCCCUCCCUCUUUCACCAGGAAGAGUAAAGCUAUGGACUUCCUCCUCCUUUCAUUAAAUUCAUUCCGUAUCCACCAGGUGUCAGUCUCGUUAUCCGUGUGGCAGGCUUGUAGGGUUUAGGCUAGUCUUGGUGCUUGGCAGAAAGGAGCUCUGCACUGCAGGGGGGCGCCACUGGGGAAAGAAUGCAACCCUGUAGCUUUGCCCUUGGGGAAAAGCAGUAAACCAGUACUUAUUGAGGAGCUACUCUGUCUUCUGCAUGGAGUGGCUUCUGUCAGGGACGCUUGGUUUUCACCGAGAAAUAGAGUGGUUGCUUUUUUUUCAGGGAGACUGCACUUGGCCACUUAUUUCCACUAGAGCUGAUUUCUAAAAAAUAUGUAAUAUUUGAUAUCUAUAAAAACGAUAUGUAACAGAUUAUGAAGCAUAAUGAUAAAAUACCUAAAACCCAUCACCCAACGUACAUUGUAAAACAUUACAAAUGCCAUUGAAGCUACUUUUGUUCCCUCCCCAAACCUGUCCCUUGCCUUUCAGUACUGUCCUUCAUACUAUGUUAAUUGCCAGAUACAGCUAUAUAUUUAACCAUAUGUGUAUAUAUAUCCUUAAGUCAUGUAUUAUUUUUGCGCCUUACAAAAACAUUGCCUUCUAAUGAUCCUCUGGAGUUUGCUUUUGUCACUUAACAGCAUUUUAAAAACUCAUCUUUAUUGUUCUCGAAUGCUGUGAUUCAUUUUCAUCUGUGUACAAUUCCAUCAAGUACAUAAACCACAAACUGGUUAUCCAGUUGCUUACUAAUGAGUAUUUGGGUAGUUCCCAGUUUUUCGCUAUUCCAAACAAUGCUGCUACAAACAUCCGUGUAUGUUAGUGCCUUUUAGUAAGAUUUCUAAAAAGAUAUCUAAGAUGGUUCUCUUGUGUAUAUCCUUCUGAGUUGGGGCCUGGCCCCUCGUUUGUCUUAUUCUCUGGAAAAGUUUACACCAGACUGAGAUGAAGUGUUCCUUGAAAGUUGGCUCAAAGUCACCCAGAAAGCUUUCUGAGCCUGACAUUCUUUGUGGAAAAAGUUAUAACUAUUCAUUUAAUUUAUUAAAUACAGGCUACUUGUGCCUUCUGAGUUAGACUUUUCUCAUAUGAUGCAUGCCUUUCUAUUUGGCGUACAGUUGUUUGGUUGGUUCACUUGUUUUGCCUGUUUUCCGGGUAAUCGUGUCCUUUGCCUCAUUUCUACUGCUUGUGUCUUUCCUUUCUGGCGUAGUUGCACCAGGAAUUUGUGUGCUGUACUUGUCUGCCUCAGAUACUGCUUGGAGCUUUAUAGAUAAUCUUCCUUAGGUGUUUGUUCUUGUUUCGUUAAUUAUUGGUUUAACCUAUAGUGUCUCCUUCUGCUUUCUUGUUUGAUUUUAUGUUCUUUUUAACAUCUUAAUUUUGGCACUUAAGAUAACUAACGUUCUGUCUUUGCUAUUUUAAGUUUUCAAGAACCUGUUUCUCUACAUCCCACAAGUUUGCCUAUAUUGUACAGUAUUGUCAUUGAAUAUUUAGAUUUCCUGUAUGACUUUUCUUGACUCAUGACUUAUUUAGAAAAGCCUUAUGCAUUUCCAAAGGUCUGUGGAGAGUUAAAAAUGUAUCAUCUUUGAUACUGAUUUCAACUCAAUUACAUAUGCUCUGAUAAUAUGGUCUCAAUUACAUCAACAGUUUGAAGUUUGUUGGGAUUGUUAUAUUCUGUAACUGAUCUGGACUGUUUAAUUUGUUAUCUGCUGACAUGUACGCAUUGUAAUUUGUUUCCUUAUAUAUUCUGUAUGUGGGGGGUAUGAUCUCAUAUUUUGUGACACUUAAUGGAUGGGACUCCUGGGCUCUAAAUUGGGGGAGAGUGGGGUACUUUCUUCCAGAAAGGAUUGACAUUUGCUUCUCCACAAGCUAGGGGGUGCUCCUGACCUAGGACCAUGUCAGCGCCACUCCAGAGUCCAGGUUUAAUUCAGGAAUCCUAGGUUUUCUCCUCUUCCUUGGCUAGACCCCAGGCUUAAGCUCAGCUUAUAGUGCUAAUAAUUAGCACUGGACCCCAAGGCAAACCUGCUUCUACUGCAUGCAGCUCAGGUUUCCUUGAGGGUUCAGCUUAAUGUUUUGUUUUGGUUUUUUCUUCCCUUUAAGAUUUCCCUUUCCAAAAAAAGGAUUUCCCUUUCGAAUGAAUCCAACAGUAUGCUAAGACAUGCCACUCGCUGUCAUUUUUACUAUUUUCCCUCUUGUUUCUUAAGUGCUGGGCAUGAAAAGUUGGUAAGACAUAGGCUGCCUUCAAACAUUUUAGUUGGUAAGACAGACAAAUAACAUUGUUAGCACAAGUGUCCACUAUGUUCAAAGUAAGCACAGAGUGCUAUGGGAGCCAGAAGAGGAACACAGGUCAGGCAGGGCUGGGAGAUGGCUUCCCAGUACAGGUGAGUCAGAGUUAGCGGGGCAAGUUGAAUUGGUCAAGCAAGGAACGAACAACACACAGGAGCUGCUGCAUGGUUCACCGUGCUGCACAGCAUCUGUCGUUCAGAGCAGUGGGGCAGAGGAACUUGGGCUAGCUUCAUGGGAAAAGGAAGCAUGAGUUUACAGUCAGUAGGGUUUGGCCAAGCCCUGGUGGUAUCCUGUUGUGUUUGUGCUGCUGAUUACAGGUCAGUAGUUUAAAUGCACCAGCCACUCCGCAGGAGAAAAGCCUGAUCGAAACCGACGGACGGGGUGGUUCUACUCUGUCCGUAGGGUGACUGUGAGUCAGAAUGGACUCAAUGGCAGGGGGUUUGGGUUUAGUUUUGGGAGGCCUUAGGUGAAAAACAGAAGGCAUUCCAAGAGAAGCAGGGGAUAAGGAAGGGUACAGAGUGUGAAUACCUGCAUGACAGUACAACACUGUGAAGAAGAAAACAAUACAUAACUAUUAAAGCUAUUUGUUAAAUUA
This is a messenger RNA of Echinops telfairi (small Madagascar hedgehog), 5874 nucleotides long. RefSeq names its product regulatory factor X5 (gene RFX5). NCBI's taxonomy places the organism in Eukaryota, Metazoa, Chordata, Mammalia, Afrosoricida, Tenrecidae. Gene Ontology annotation, molecular function: RNA polymerase II cis-regulatory region sequence-specific DNA binding; DNA-binding transcription factor activity, RNA polymerase II-specific. The record is from RefSeq and is a predicted model, not a curated record. The coding region runs from base 103 to 1944 and encodes 613 amino acids. Gene Ontology annotation, biological process: regulation of transcription by RNA polymerase II. The transcript is spliced from 10 exons.